Rhipicephalus microplus (southern cattle tick) is the source of this 552-nucleotide messenger RNA. RefSeq names its product 3-alpha-hydroxysteroid sulfotransferase. The record is from RefSeq and is a predicted model, not a curated record. Gene Ontology annotation, molecular function: sulfotransferase activity. Lineage: Eukaryota; Metazoa; Arthropoda; Arachnida; Ixodida; Ixodidae.
AUGACGCCUAGGCGGCCAUACUGCCAAAUUAUUGACGGUGUGCGACGAUGCCCUGGCCUGGAGCCGGAGCUCUUCAGGGAGAGCCUUAAGUUCCGUGCGAAGAAAGGAGACUUGAUUCAGUGCACGUAUCCCAAGGCGGGCACUCACUGGGUCAUGUACAUUAUCGAACUGAUCCUAAAAGAAGGCGAGCCCGUGCCGAACCACGCCGAAUUCAUACGCUACGUUCGCUUCAUCGGCCGAAUGGAGACCAAAGACUGGGAGUCGCCUCUGCCCAUCAGGCUAUUCACCACGCACGAGCCUCUCACCAAGGACACAAUGAACCCCGAAGCGAAGUACGUUUACAUGGCCCGCAACCCUUGGGACACCUGCGUUUCCUUCUACCACAUGGCAACGUCGCUCAGCAUGUUCAAAUUCCGCAAUGGCACCUUCGACGAAUUCUUCGACGCCUUCUUGCACGGCGACUUUGGCUACGGUGACUAUUUCGACCAUGUGGCUUCCGGUUACGCUCUAAGGAAAGAACCCAACUUGCUUUUCUUGACCUACGAGAUCUGA